This is a messenger RNA of Nicotiana tabacum (common tobacco), 561 nucleotides long. Lineage: Eukaryota; Viridiplantae; Streptophyta; Magnoliopsida; Solanales; Solanaceae. The record is from RefSeq and is a predicted model, not a curated record.
ACAGGUACGAGUACGGGUAUAACCUGUCCCUUAGACAGCACUAUGCUAUCUGUAUACAAUGAAGACGUUGUGAUUUCAAGAGUUAAGUUGUAACCUACCAUUAGCAAAUAUCCUUUUUCAGUCUUAUCAAAUAACCAAAGUAGGAAAUUUUAAAAAGAAGAGAAUAAACGAGUGUUUCCUGUAGCAAAACCCAAAAUCGGAUCCAAUCACCUAAAUUGGUGGUGACGUGCGCCGUUAACGCACUAAAAAGGAAUUCUCCCGCCAAGCAAUUAGCAAUAUUAAUUAAUAAAGUUGUAAGAUCCAAAGCAAUCAAAAUUCUUCUUCAAUGGAGCUUCCGGUGAUCGAUCUCGCACCCUAUCUGGAGAAAGAGUUGGAUUCCGAAAUUAAGAGUCUGUGCUGGGAGGUGAGUCGAACCCUAAGGGAAACUGGAGCUUUACUGGUGAAGGAUCCAAGGUGCACCGCUCAAGAUAAUGAUAGGUUUAUUGAUAUGAUGGAAAACUACUUCCAACAGCCUGAAGAAUUUAAACGCCUUCAGGAGCGCCCUCAUCUACAUUAUCAGGU